UACAGUAGACACAGUCAUAGAAAUAAUUUUUCAUUGUUGUGUGUUUUUUUGUUGUUUAGCCCCACCUGUUUCCGUAUCUCGGCCUCUUCAUAAGGGAUAUCGGCUGCUUCACAUUCAGAUCAUUUCAAUUUGUUAAGCUGCGCUCUCACACACAGAAUAUUUCACCUCCACAUCCAACACCGACGUUGCGUUUGUUCCAGAUGGAGGUCUCCAGGAUGCGGUCCGCCUGGGCGGCUCUCUGCACCGCCGUGCUAGUGAUGUCAGGCUCUGCUGAAGGUGCUAGUUUGGUGACGUUAAAAGCGGCGAACACAGAACCAUCAUACUCUUAUGACUUAACCAUGGACGUCACCAACCGCAUCUACAGUGAUUCUCUCCUCAACCCUAACUCUCACGACUAUAAUAUGAUGUUUGGGGAAGUUAGCAGUGCGCUCUACUCUGUCUACGGCUGCCCCACUUGCGACACACGCACAUUUUAUCAAGGUGUAACAGCCAUGACCUUCAGUGACAAGGCUGGAUCUGUGGUUGUUCAGGCCACCAUCAUGUUCUACUCAGACCAAACCAAUGCCAUGGUGAUCAAGUACCUAUUUCUGCAGGCCGUCAAUAGCAGAAAUGAAAUAAAAGGCCUGAGAAUCAACCCUGGAUUCACACAGGUGUCUUCACAAUCCACAAGCGUUUCCCAUCCAACCACCACUCCAACCACCACUCCAACCACCACUCCAACCACCACUCCAACCACCACUCCAACCACUACUCGUCUAAUAACAUGUGACCCAUAUUUAAGCAAUCAUGAUAUCAUUCAGAUAAUUAUGUCAUGUUUUAUCACUCCAACCCCUACUCCAACCACUACUCCAACCCCUACUCCAACCACUACUCAUCUAAUAACAUGUGACCCAUAUUUAAGCAAUCAUGAUAUCAUUCAGAUAAUUAUGUCAUGUUUUAUCACUCCAACCCCUACUCCAACCACUACUCCAACCACUACUCCAACCACUACUCCAACCACUACUCCAACUACUAUUCUAACUACUCGUACCACCACUCCUACAACAACUACAACCACUACUCUAGUCUAUUAAAACAGGGUGAACGCAUUCCUUUAACCGAUCUCCUGCCAUUACUAAAACUACUUAAUCAGAUUGUUUAAAAAAGAAAAAGAAAAAAAGAAACAGAUUGCAUGUAGUUAAUCAUAUGACAUGAUAUUAAAUUCAUAUUAAAACAGACGACACAUGAAACCCUUGAAAGGCUCGAUUAAAGUAUAAUAUUCUAUCUGUAAAGAGCAACCUUUUUUCACACCUCCUGUGUUCAAACACCAUCUGAGUCACCGUCCAAUGGGCAAUCUGUAUUUUCUCUCCCAUUACCAUGGUAGAAAUGGGAUUUAGAAAUGUUCUGUUUUCUGAAGUCUAUUCUUCAUAGCCUACCCAUUAACCUCCUACAACUACCUCACCUCUCAAUCACAAUACAUUUACAGAGUGGGAAUGAAAUAGUCCCUGCCCACAAGAUGUCAUGUGACCACAUGUCAAAAGGACAAUGUUAAAAUCACUUUUGUUUGUUCAGAAAUGACUUAAAUAUCUGAUAAUCACCUGACAUCUUAAGAGCAUGUGUUUGUUACUCCUUAACAAACUUUUAACAUCGAUCAUUGCUCUUGUAUUUCUUAUAUGAUUCAAGAACCUAUGUUGUAAACCUGCCUUCACAAUUUUUACACCAUUCUUCCUCUAUUCAGUAUCUUUCUUCUUUCUUUUUUCUUUUCAUUAAUGUCAUUUUCAGUUAAUCAUUAGAGGAAUAGAUGCAGAUUUGUCUACAAUGUCUCAAUGCCUGUUGUAAAAAGCACAAAACUAAUAAAAUGGGAUUAUGCAAGCUUGAAA
Messenger RNA from Ictalurus punctatus (channel catfish), 1859 nucleotides. Its product is annotated as G8 domain-containing protein DDB_G0286311-like. The transcript is spliced from 5 exons. Lineage: Eukaryota; Metazoa; Chordata; Actinopteri; Siluriformes; Ictaluridae. The record is from RefSeq and is a predicted model, not a curated record. The coding region runs from base 201 to 1073 and encodes 290 amino acids.